Scomber scombrus (Atlantic mackerel) is the source of this 834-nucleotide messenger RNA. RefSeq names its product ring finger protein 182 (gene rnf182). The record is from RefSeq and is a predicted model, not a curated record. The transcript has a single exon. Bases 1 to 834 code for a protein of 277 amino acids. NCBI's taxonomy places the organism in Eukaryota, Metazoa, Chordata, Actinopteri, Scombriformes, Scombridae.
AUGAUGAUUGAGCUGCAAAACACAGAGGAUGGGUGUGGCCACGUGGACAUUCUGAGCACCGAGGAGCUGGAGUGCAAGAUCUGCUACUGCACCUAUAACUUGGGGAGUCGAAGGCCAAAAGUGCUCGAGUGUUGUCACCGUCUGUGCGCCAAAUGCCUCGCAAAGAUCCUGGACCUGGGUGAGUCACCUCCCAAUGCUGUUGUGUGCCCGUUCUGCCGCUACAUCACCAGACUGCCUGGGGAGGCGGUGAGCAGCCUUCCAGAUGACUGCAACCUGCUGGCUGCACUGGCCUUCCAAAGCAGGAACCAGAGGAACCUCCACUUCCACCAGGAGGCAACUACGGAGCUGCUCCUGAGCCCCAGGCAUCUGAGCUCGCUGAUGAGUAGCAACCCUCCUGUGAUGUCCCCUUCUUCCUCUUCCUCACCCGGCACUUACUCCUCCAUCCGGGGCUCCCCUAACUUUGUGGUCAUCACCAUCAUGGAGCCGCCGCCAGCACCCUCCUCAAUCCAGGACCACCACCACUCACGUGGAUCCCACGCUGCAAACCGUGGCUACCGUUCAUCCAGUCUGGACUCCAUGGCAUCCAUCACGCAGAGGUGGACAGUGUGGAACUGUGCAGCCCUUUUGUGUCAAACUUCGGCCCGGGUGCUGGUAUGGGUACUUGGGCUGUUGUACUUCAGCUCGCUGCCCAUGGGAGUUUAUCUGCUUAUCAUGCAGAGGACAACGAUCGGGGUGUUGCUGGUGAGCCUGGUUCCCGCCAGCCUUAUCAUGAUCAUGGUCUACGGGUUCUGCCAGUGUAUCUGCCAUGAGUUCUGGGACUGCAUACCAACGUAA